AUGAUGAACUUUCUGCGGCGCAGGCUCUCGGACAGCAGCUUUAUCGCCAACCUGCCCAAUGGGUACAUGACCGACCUGCAGCGGCCGGAGCCCCAACAGCCUCCCCCUCCGGCUGCCUCUUCGGCAUCUCCUUCGUCCUCUUCCCCGGCCUUGGAGCGCAAGCCGCCGCAGCCGGCAGCACCUCCGCCUCAGCCGUCGCAGCCGCUGCCGCCGCCGCCGCAGCAGCAGUCGGUGGGCAGCAGCUUCUUCAGCUCCCUCUCCAACGCCGUGAAGCAGACGGCAGCCUCGGCGGGCUUUGUGGACGCCUCCUCGUCUUCCUCAGCGGCAGCCAAAAAGUUCAAGCUGCUCCUGGUCAUCGACGAGCCUCAGACGGACUGGACCAAAUGUUUUCGUGGGAAAAAAGUCCAUGGAGAAUACGACAUCAAAGUUGAGCAGGCACAAUUUUCAGAGGUCAGUUUGAUAGCUCAUGCUGAUGGGAAUUAUUCUGUAAAUGUGCAAGCUUUUCGAAAUGGCACUAAAGUUGUCAAGUCAUUCAAGCCUGACUUCGUUCUUGUCCGGCAACAUUCAUUCAGCAUGGCCGAAAAUGAAGAUUUUCGCAAUUUAAUUAUUGGAAUGCAUUAUGCAAGCAUCCCAAGUGUUAACUCUCUAGAGUCAAUCUACAACUUCUGUGACAAGCCCUGGGUAUUUGCCCAAUUGGUGUCCAUCUAUAGAUCCCUGGGAGCAGAGAAAUUUCCUCUGAUUGAGCAAACCUUUUAUCCAAAUCACAAAGAAAUGCUGACAUUGCCAACAUUUCCUGUUGUUGUGAAAAUUGGACAUGCUCAUUCAGGCAUGGGAAAGGUCAAAGUAGACAACCAUUAUGAUUUUCAGGAUAUAGCCAGUGUGGUAGCCCUUACCCAGACCUAUGCUACCACUGAACCCUACAUAGACUCCAAAUAUGACAUCAGGAUCCAAAAGAUUGGAAACAACUAUAAAGCCUACAUGAGAACUUCUAUAUCUGGAAAUUGGAAGACAAACACUGGAUCUGCAAUGUUAGAACAAAUUGCUAUGACAGACAGAUACAAGCUCUGGAUUGAUAGCUGUUCUGAGAUGUUUGGUGGCUUGGAUAUAUGUGCUGUCAAAGCAGUCCAUGGGAAGGAUGGAAAGGAUUAUAUUUUUGAGGUUAUGGGUUCUGCAACACCUUUGAUUGGUGAGCACCAGGCUGAAGACAAACAGCUUAUAACUGAGCUUGUUGUAAGCAGAAUGAACCAACUUUUAUCUAAAACACCUAUACCAUCUCCUCAGAAACCAACUGCUACUCAGCAACCUCAGACUGGAUCGGCUAAGGAGUCCGAAUCAACUAAAGUCCCAUCCCAGCGACCACCUCCUCAAGGGGGCCCAGUGCAACCCCAAGGAAUGCAAUCACAAAGCCAGGAGCCACCCCAAGGGUUCCCACCGGGGCAUUCAGGAAAGUCCUCCAGUUCUCUGCCUCCACGUCCACCUGGCCCUGCGAUUCAGCCAUCACGUUCCCAGGCCUCAGGUCCUUCAAGUGCUGGGCCUCCAGCAGACAUGAAGACUGAGCCCUCACCAGACUCAUCCCAGAAGCCUCAGUCACAUCCUCAGCUAAACAAAUCACAAUCUCUGACAAAUGCCUUCAACUUCACGGAGUCAUCCUUCUUCCGAUCAUCUGUGAAUGAGGAUGAAGCAAAAGCUGAAACCAUCCGAAACUUAAGAAAAUCUUUUGCCAGCCUGUUUUCAGAUUAA
Messenger RNA from Pseudonaja textilis, 1740 nucleotides. It is a transcript of the gene SYN2, whose product is annotated as synapsin II. Lineage: Eukaryota; Metazoa; Chordata; Lepidosauria; Squamata; Elapidae. The record is from RefSeq and is a predicted model, not a curated record. Gene Ontology annotation, molecular function: ATP binding. Gene Ontology annotation, biological process: neurotransmitter secretion. Gene Ontology annotation, cellular component: synaptic vesicle membrane; synaptic vesicle.